This is a messenger RNA of Seriola dumerili (greater amberjack), 3672 nucleotides long. It is a transcript of the gene mtus2b, whose product is annotated as microtubule associated scaffold protein 2. The transcript has 9 exons. Gene Ontology annotation, molecular function: microtubule binding. NCBI's taxonomy places the organism in Eukaryota, Metazoa, Chordata, Actinopteri, Carangiformes, Carangidae. The record is from RefSeq and is a predicted model, not a curated record. Gene Ontology annotation, cellular component: cytoplasm; nucleus. The coding region runs from base 1 to 1062 and encodes 353 amino acids.
AUGGGCCAUUGCUGCUGUGGGCUCACUUUCCUCCCUCUGCGCUGUCUGGACCAAACGAGUGAGAGUGCCAUUGUGAAAGAGAGGGAACUGUCCCUGGAGCUUGCCAAAAUCAGGGAUGAAGUGGCUUUCAGUGUUGCACACUGGGAGCAACUGCAGCAGGAGAAGGAGGAACUGGAGCGGCGUUUUGAGGCUGAGCUGCAGGGGUUGCGGGCUCAGCAGCAGAGGGAGCUGGGAGCGCUGGAGGAGCGGCUGAAGACGCAGCACACGGCCGAGACCGAGAGUCUGCAGGCACAGCAGCAAGCCGAGCUGGAGGAGCUACGGGUGAACCAGCAGGAGCAGAUCGAGGAGAUGAGUGAGAACCACGAGACGUCCCUGAUGGAGAUGGAGACGGCUCACAAUGACACGCUGGCCACUCUGCAGGAGGAGCACGCCAGGACCGUGAAGAAUUUGAAGAUGGCCCAUGAACAGCAGAGGAAGUCCCUGGAAGAAGAGUUUCAAAAGAUCAGACUGUCACUGCAGGAUCAGGUGGACACGCUGACGUUUCAGAAUCGCAGCCUCAGAGACCGAGCCAAGCGAUUCGAGGAGGCUCUUCGCAGGAGCACAGAUGAGCAGAUAGUGGAUGCUUUGGCUCCGUAUAAACACAUUGAGGAAGACCUGAAGAGUCUGAAAGAAGUUCUGGAGAUGAAGAAUCAACAAAUUCAUCAGCAGGAGCUGAAGAUUUCAGAGUUGGAGAAAAUAGCUGAAAAGAAUGUGUACCUGGAGGAGAGACUACAAGUGUUACAGCAGCAGAACGAAGACCUGAGGGAACGAAUAGACAAGAACCUUGCUGUGUCCAGACAACUCUCUGAGGAGAACGCCAACCUGCAGGUGCACGUGGAGAAGGAGAGCAACGAGAAGAAGCGGCUGAGUCGCACAAAUGAGGAACUGCUGUGGCGUCUUCAGACUGGCGAGCUGAGCCCUCGCAUGUCCCCUAGCUCCUCCCCCAUCCAUAGCUCCUCCCCCAUCAAUCGGCCAUCCUCCGGACAAGGCUCCCCCGCCCGUCCACACUCCUACCAUCAAUGACACUCUCAAUGGAAGCUCUUGUGUCGAACGCUUUCUUUUAUCUGGCAUCGGAAGCCCUGAUUUUUUGGAGACUCUGUUGAAUGUUCCUCUCAGAUAGAUUUUACACAACGUAGAUGGACAAACACAAAUAAGUUUGUUUCUUGGGAAAUGCCAACCCGCCCAUGUGAUGCAUUUCCAAAGUCAAACGCCAGGAAUUUUAAUCUCUGACCUAAAGAAUUGUAUUAAUGAUCACGCUUCUUAUUACUCGUAAGGGAAUUCUCUGCCCUCCUCUUUUUCUAUUCCACCCGAACGCCCCACAAAGCUGCGACACUGCAGCAGAUGAAAGACCUGGUCAUUGUAGACGUCAGAGAGCAGUGCCUCAUUUCCAUGUUUUCACCUCCAUCUACAUCUCCACCCUCUCAUCCAGCGCUCAGGAUGACGGAUGAACGAGAAAUGCAAACAUCAAAAGUACAACAAUGAACACAAGAAGCGCCUUUGCUGUCCAGUCUCUCCCACCAGCAACGGCACGGGCAAUACUUCUGAGUAAAAAUCACAAAACUACCUUUAGUAAGUUACUCUCAAAGUGUGGAUUCUUCUCUGGGGCAAGUCAACAUUUUCAUGCUGAAAUAUUUCAUGUAUCAGGAGUGUAUGAAUGACGACCUAGCCAUCUAACCUCAAUCAUCCACCCUACUUUUUUCCUUAAACAGCUAGAUAUCAGCGCGGACCUGAAAUGUAUGAUUAAGACAACAUAACAACUCAUAAGUCUAUUGAACUGCCACCACGGUUUAGCUAUGUUAUUUAUCAUAAUUUGUAAAAACUGUACAUGUAUUGAUCUCUUUAAAGCAUGUUCCGUCUUCCAGUUAUAAUGAACUUUAUUUUAGGAUUACCUACAGUGUGACGAAAUGGAGUGGAGGGGUGAAGGUUACUUCUCGUUUCCAGUGACACAGAGCAGGAUUUAUUCAAAUGAAACCAAGAGAAAAAAGAUAAUAGUAUUAUACAUUUCAGACUAAUUUUACAUUUUUCUGGUGAGUUGAUUCUCCCUCACCUGUAGUCGUCUUAAGAAAGUAUAAGUAUUUCCGAAUGCCUCUCAGUUGAGUGCAUACCUCCGCCAAAGUAAAGUAUUGACGAGAAUGUCAAAAAAUGCCCUAUUUCACAGUGUUGAGGAAAGUGAUGAAAAUAAUUCUGGAUCUUGCCCCUUUCACCAGAUCCACUCCAAAAAUUUACUGUAUUUUUCCCUGUCUCAUGCCCCAUCCCUCUAACAAGCUUGGUGUAAAUCAGUUCAGCACUUUCUUUGCGUAAUCCUGCAAACUAACAAACAAACUAACAAACAAACAAACAUGGGUGAAAACAAAAGUGCAGGAUCUGUAGAAACCACCAAAGAUGAAAUCAAUAAACACAGCAGCUCAUCAUGUAUUAUAGCAUCACGUACUGUGUCAUAUGUCUGGAGGUACAGUAACUGCUGCAGAAUCAGCCUUAAAUGGUGCAGACAUAGUAGUUUCCGUCACAAAGUAUCGACUUGAACACAUGUAAAUCUGUUCAUUGUGUUGCAUUUGUACAGUUUUAUUUUUCUUUGGUUAAGUGUACCUUAUCGUUGCUCUUGCAGCCAACUGGAACUGUUUCUGUCACACUAAAUGUUCUGUGUGUUUUGAGAUUCAACACAGAAAAACCUUGAGAACAAAUCAAAAAGAAAAAAACUGUCAUGGCUUCCAGACUUUCAUCCUCCAUGAGUAUCUCCAAUUGACCUUUGGCAAACUCAUAUUGAGAAAAAAAUUGGAUAAAGCUGCAAGCUGUUACCUCAUGUCUCAUUGCAGAGAAUAAUCUCAGGUGUUGAGAAUUAUGAAUCAUCAAAGGGAAGCAACUGCCAUAACUUUUUUUUUUUUUUGUAUUACAGUAAUUGUACUCUUUUUUUAAACUUAUGCUCAUGUUUACAUAAUAGCUCGACUGUCUGUUUGUCCUUUGUAUAAAAUUAUUUGGAUGUACAGAAUAUGUAUACAUAUUUCAAAGAGCAUAGUGCGGUCCGCAAAUAUAUAAAAAUAGUUUGAAGAAAUAUUGCUUUAUUAUAAUAAUAUGAUUUAAUAAUCAGCUCCCCGGAUUUAAAACGUGGAAAUCUGCUCAAACAGGAAUUUGGUUGUAGGUGAGUUGUUUACUGUUCGGACAAGUUGAUUAUGUUUAACUUGGUCGCUGGUGGGUUUAACUGUGUUCUAAAAAGGAAGUGGUAAAGUGGAUAUUUCUUGCCAUCAGGUACUUUGAUUGCACUGAUUGCCUCUGUGUCCUAUGGACAUGACCUAGUACUCAUUUAGUGAGUGUUUGUUCGACGCUAGAAUAAGAGGUUUUGUUUACAGCUCACACCCAGUGUCAGAGAGGGUUGGCGUGUCACAUGGAUGUCGGUACUUCUGUUGAUUGUUUACUGGACUUCUGUUGUAACGAUUGUAUUUCAGUAUUUCAGAAACCCAUGCUCUGGAUAAGUUUAUAUGAAAGCAUGUCUUUAUAAGGUUGUUGUGCAUUAUUUUUUGUUUGACAUUUCUUGUGCAUUUCAUAUAUUUAUUUAUUUAUUUGUCCUCCCCCAGAACUGCAACUGUAGCUUAGCUGGUUAAAUUAUUGUGGUCAGUGAUGAGACACUAACAUCUAUAC